AAACACUAACUCCACACAAUUCCAACAACUCACACGGACGUUGCACGUACUACAAAAAUCACAGUGAAAAUGAGGUCAUUUGUUUUGAUAGCCCUUCUCGCUUGCACUCAUGCAGCCGUGCUGAGGAGCGACAAGGAUGGUGAUACGCCAAAGCUACUGGGUUUGACCGCUAUCAAUCCUAUGGGCAUUGUCGUGGAGUGGUCUCCUGUGAAGAAGCUGGGAGAUGAACCUGUCAUUGGGUAUAAGGUUUUAAUCAGAGAGAUGAUGGACUCAGCUGCGUUAGACUUGUCGAACGGUCCCAUCACUGUUCCUGCCGUUAUACAUACGAAGGUUGAAAUCGCAGAGGAUCCGCAAGGCAACUCGAUUAAAGAGUUCAUUGUCACAGGAGCUGAGAACACAUCCUACAAGUACACUGAAAUUGAAAAAGGGCGGCAAUACAAGAUACGAGUCAAAGCCUUCACUGCCAACACCGACGGACCUCUAUCCGACAAAAUGGGAAUCAAAUUCGAAGCUUAACUUUAACAAAUGUUUAUGAAAAUUCCGACCGUCUUGAUUAAUAACAUUGUAACAUACAA
Messenger RNA from Plutella xylostella (diamondback moth), 575 nucleotides. RefSeq lists its product as uncharacterized. Gene Ontology annotation, molecular function: protein binding. Lineage: Eukaryota; Metazoa; Arthropoda; Insecta; Lepidoptera; Plutellidae. The record is from RefSeq and is a predicted model, not a curated record.